CUCGCCCAAGGUCACGGGUGGUUGUGCAGAGUCAGGAAACUUGGGCCGAUUGGCUGCCAGUCCCGGCGGCCCCGGCGUCGCUGUUCGGAACAAACUGUUUUGGCCAGCCUGUAAAAUCCCUGGAAAUCGACUAUUCCAGCAAAGCGUCCUGAACUAGGAAAGCACCAAAUGUUCUGCUCAAGACAUGGAGUUGCGGGACAAACAAGCUAGACCCGAGGCAAAGACCAGAAAGAGGACACGUUGCAGGAGGAAGUUCAUCAGAAGGGAGAUGGUGGGUGCCAAGAGAAGGAAUGAUGGGACUCUGGCCAUUCUUACAAAAAGAAACACAAGACAUAGGCCUAUCUGAAAUGAAGACAAUGAACUUUGAAUUUCUACAUGGAAGUUCACAGUCUCCAAAUUUUUCUUAAACCUCUGCCAUCUUACACCACUUACUUGCCAAUGAACGUGGGAGACCAAAUGAGAAGAAAGGAGGCAAAUGAAGUGAGAAGGCCAGCAGAGGAGUCAGAAGAGGAUUUUCAAAGUUUGAUCCGUGUUUCAACUUGACUGUGAAAUGGCACCAGGGAGCACUUUCAGUGACAGGCAGAAGUGUGUGGAUGUGCUGGACCAAACCUGAAACAUUUGUCCCUUCAACCUGUCAUCAUUAAGUCAGCUGGCAGCUAAGCCACUCUGAGAGGACACCGCCACGAUGCCACCCAAGAGAGUGCAAAUUCAAGUGGAAGAAAAAGAAGAUGACACAGAUGAAAGUUCAAGUGAGGAGGAAGAAGAGGAGAAAGAUAAACUACCUCGAAGGGAGAGCUUGAGACCAAAGAGGAAACGGACCAGAGAUGUUAUCAAUGAGGAUGACCCAGAACCUGAACCAGAGGAUGAAGAAACAAGGAAGGCCAGAGAGAAGGAGAGAAGAAGGAGGCUGAAGAGAGGAGCGGAAGAAGAAGAAGAAAUUGAUGAAGAGGAAUUGGAAAGAUUGAAGGCAGAGUUAGAUGAGAAGAGACAAAUGAUUGCUACUGUCAAAUGCAAACCUUGGAAAAUGGAGAAGAAAAUUGAAGUUCUCAAGGAAGCAAAAAAAUUUGUGAGUGAAAAUGAAGGAGCCCUUGGGAAAGGGAAAGGAAAGCGGUGGUUUGCAUUUAAGAUGAUGAUGGCCAAGAAAUGGGCAAAAUUUCUUCGUGAUUUUGAAAACUUCAAAGCUGCCUGCGUCCCUUGGGAAAAUAAAAUCAAGGCGAUUGAAAGUCAGUUUGGCUCCUCUGUGGCCUCAUACUUCCUCUUCUUGAGAUGGAUGUAUGGGGUAAACAUGGUUCUCUUCAUCCUGACGUUCAGCCUCAUCAUGUUGCCAGAGUACCUCUGGGGUUUGCCAUAUGGCAGUUUACCUAGGAAGACAGUUCCCAGAGCUGAAGAGGCAUCUGCGGCUAACUUUGGUGUGUUGUACGACUUCAACGGCUUGGCGCAAUACUCCAUCCUCUUUUAUGGAUAUUAUGACAAUAAGCGAACAAUUGGAUGGAUGAAUUUCAGGCUGCCGCUCUCCUAUUUUCUGGUGGGGAUCAUGUCCAUUGGCUACAGCUUUCUGGUUGUCCUUAAAGCGAUGACCAAAAAUAUCGGGGAUGACGGGGGCGGUGAAGACAACACAUUCAACUUCAGCUGGAAGGUGUUCACGAGCUGGGACUACCUGAUCGGCAAUCCGGAAACUGCAGACAACAAAUUCAAUUCUAUCACCAUGAACUUCAAGGAAGCAAUCAUAGAGGAAAGAGCAGCCCAAGUAGAAGAAAACGUCCACUUGAUCAGAUUCCUGAGGUUUCUCGCUAACUUCUUCGUGUUUCUAACACUUGGCGGGAGUGGAUACCUCAUCUUUUGGGCUGUGAAGCGAUCCCAGGAAUUUGCACAGCAAGAUCCUGACACCCUUGGGUGGUGGGAAAAGAAUGAAAUGAACAUGGUCAUGUCCCUCCUGGGGAUGUUCUGUCCAACACUGUUUGACUUAUUUGCUGAAUUGGAAGACUACCAUCCCCUCAUCGCUCUGAAAUGGCUACUGGGACGCAUUUUUGCUCUACUUUUAGGCAACUUGUAUGUAUUUAUUCUGGCCUUGAUGGAUGAGAUUAACAACAAGAUUGAAGAGGAGAAGCUGGUAAAGGCCAAUAUUACCCUCUGGGAAGCCAACAUGAUCAAGGCCUACAAUGCCUCCCUCACCGGAAAUAGCACUGGGCCACCUUUUUUUGUGCACCCCGCAGAUGUACCUCGAGGACCCUGCUGGGAAACAAUGGUGGGGCAGGAAUUUGUGCGGCUGACUGUUUCUGAUGUUCUGACCACUUACGUCACGAUCCUCAUUGGGGACUUUCUCCGGGCAUGUUUUGUGAGGUUUUGCAAUUAUUGCUGGUGCUGGGAUUUGGAAUAUGGAUAUCCUUCCUACACUGAAUUUGACAUCAGCGGCAAUGUCCUCGCUCUGAUCUUCAACCAAGGCAUGAUCUGGAUGGGCUCCUUCUUUGCCCCCAGCCUCCCAGGCAUCAAUAUCCUUCGACUCCACACAUCCAUGUACUUCCAGUGCUGGGCCGUGAUGUGUUGCAACGUCCCUGAGGCCAGGGUCUUCAAAGCUUCCAGAUCGAAUAACUUCUACCUGGGCAUGCUACUGCUCAUCCUCUUCCUGUCCACCAUGCCCGUCCUGUACAUGAUCGUGUCGCUGCCACCAUCUUUUGACUGUGGCCCCUUCAGUGGCAAAAAUAGAAUGUUCGAAGUCAUUGGAGAAACACUGGAGCAUGAUUUCCCAAGCUGGAUGGCGAAGAUCUUGAGGCAGCUUUCUAAUCCUGGAUUGAUCCUUGCUAUCAUUUUGGUUAUGGUCUUGACCAUCUAUUACCUCAAUGCUACUGCAAAGGGCCAGAAGGCAGCAAAUCUGGAUCUAAAAAAGAAGAUGAAACAGCAAGCUUUGGAGAACAAAUUGCGCAACAAGAAAAUGGCAGCUGCCCGAGCAGCUGCGGCUGCUGGUGGCCAGUAACUUGCAUAGACACGCUGGGACCCAGAAGUACUCCUCCCCUUGCUGCUUAAAACCAAUGACUCACGUAAAAGUCAAGAUGACAAGCAUCGUGAA
Molecule: messenger RNA, 3064 nt
Organism: Lontra canadensis (Northern American river otter)
Lineage: Eukaryota; Metazoa; Chordata; Mammalia; Carnivora; Mustelidae
Gene: TMC1
Product: transmembrane channel like 1
Exons: 24
Coding region: 686-2971 (761 amino acids)
Biological process (GO): vestibular reflex; detection of mechanical stimulus involved in sensory perception of sound
Cellular component (GO): plasma membrane
Molecular function (GO): mechanosensitive monoatomic ion channel activity
Source: RefSeq, a predicted model, not a curated record